Messenger RNA from Cheilinus undulatus (humphead wrasse), 4882 nucleotides. RefSeq names its product abhydrolase domain containing 15a (gene abhd15a). The record is from RefSeq and is a predicted model, not a curated record. NCBI's taxonomy places the organism in Eukaryota, Metazoa, Chordata, Actinopteri, Labriformes, Labridae. The transcript has 3 exons. The coding region runs from base 364 to 1884 and encodes 506 amino acids. Gene Ontology annotation, molecular function: monoacylglycerol lipase activity; short-chain carboxylesterase activity.
UGUUGGGUUGAAGCACCGGUCGAGCGCAGUUGGUUACUGUAUCAGUGCAUGAAAAACAGAAGGGGUCUACCCUUUAUGAAAGAUGGAACAUGAAGUCUGGUUUAGAAUGAGCUAGAACGUCUGCAACACCGCGUAGAGGAAACACCACGAGUGCGACGAAGAGGGGCUUGCGCGCUUUGGCACAGGAGGGAAGCUCCAAAACGCUUGUUAAGGGGAAAAAAAAAAGCUCGGCACAUUUAAACUCAGAGCAUGUUACCUUGGACUAUUUUCUAUAAAUUAAAUUCAUAGUUUUCAACUUUGGAUCAAGACAAAGGGGUGGGAAGUGCCCGUAUCGUGCUUUUUUGGCUCCCUCAAACCGUGUCAAUGCUGGAAUGGCUUGUUGCUCUGUGCAUUACGAUCCUGGUGGUACUAAUCUGGCCAGGCUCCGAAUAUUUUGGCAGCGAGAGCAAGACGGAUGCUUUGCUUCAAGGACUGGAGAUGUCUCAGCAGACAGUGAAGGAUAAGACCGGGAGGCGCUUGUCAGACCGAGAUGAGAGCGACGGAACCGGCGAGAAAUCGCGCGCCGUGGCAUUAAUCUGCAAACCAUCGGCUUUGGCGAACUACCUCCUGAAACACUGCAGGACUUUCAGUCAUUUCACGCCGUGUCUCGGGUGGACGUGGCGGGCCAGCGCCUUCCUGCAGAGUGUGUAUGAGGCGUGCUGGCCGUACGACAGCCCGGUCCAGUUCGUGCGGGACAACCUGCAGCUGAGCGACGACGGGCUGGUGGCCCUGGACUGGGCUGUGCCAUCGUACCAGAAGCGACGCAGGACGUCCAGUCACUCCACUAGUCCAGUCUUGCUCAUCAUCCCCAACUCUUUUGGGAGGAUCACCAGAAAUGUCCUGAAGUUGUGUGAGACAGCGCUCUCCCAUGGCUACCUGCCGGCAGUUUUUAACCGCCGCAGCCACAACAGCACCCCGCUCACCACCGUCAAGCUGCAGCAGUUUGGUGACCCUACAGAUCUGCGUGAGGCUGUGCGUUACAUCCGCUACAGACAGCCUGCAGGAAGACUAUACGCAGUGAGCGAAAGCACCGGGUCUGGCCUCCUCCUGUCCUACCUGGGAGAGUGUGGGUCAUCCAGCUACAUCACUGCGGCCGUCUGUCUGUCGCCCGUGUUCCGCUGUCAGAGCUGGUUUGAGAGUGGGUUGUACUGGCCACUGCAGUGGGUGCUAGUGCUCUACCAGAAGAUAUGUCUCAGCAGGUACAAGACAGUGCUGGGUGAGACCAUACAGACAGAUACCCUGUUUUCCAGCUGUUCCUUGCGUAGCUUAGAGGAGUCACUGUUCUGUCAGACAGCACAUUCAGCCUUUCCAACAGGAGCACCAUCAGGGAGCAGCAGCAUCUCUUCAGGUGCCUGGGACACUUACUGGGAACGUAACGAGCCCUUAAGAGACGUGGAUGAAGUAGCUAUCCCAGUUUUGAGCGUGUGCGCUCAGGAUGACCCCAUCCGUGGUGAUACCCAAUCCACAAUCCCCUUGGAACUCUUUGAGACGAACCCACAUUUUUUCCUCCUCCUGACUGAACGUGGUGGCCACUGUAGUUUCUCCACCCAGCCAGGGGAAAGUGCAGUGGGUGUUGUUGGUUGUGCGGCGGUGCCCAACAGUGUGACGGAGAACCGUGGUACCAAUUGGAGCCACAAAGCUCUGCUGGAAUUCUUCAGAGCCACUACGGACUUCUUUGCAGCGGAGGAGAGAGCAAAGCAGCUUGCGGCAAGGAGGAGAGGGCUGGGGGGAGGGGCAGGAGGGAGGGUUUUCCGCCACCGCAGUGUCAGUACGUGUAAACGGAUGCCAGCGUGUUCUCAUAAUAUCCAUGCCAUUUACAACUGGCAAAGAUCUUACACACGAUGAAGGCGGAUAUAGACUAUGAUACUUAAGGCUUCUGUCUAGAAUAUAUAUGUGAAGAAUUCAGGUUGUUUUGUACAUAUUUGACACUCUGCUUUCUAAGUAUUUAACAAGAUCGGAAGUGCUGAAGUAAGGUCACUGAGUCAACUUAAGUUAAAAAUAACUGCUUGGUGUCCUCUCACAGUUAAUGUGAUGCAUAAGACACAAUGGCUGUAAAAAUAAAAAAAAGCAUGACAGACCGGUAGCUCACAUGCAGCAUUUAUGUGGAACUGUUAAACAGCUGACACUAAAACCCCAAAAUGGGUUACUUUUUCUAUAGACUGAUACAAGUCUCUUCACUGUCAGCCCCUUAAACUGAAGGAUUCUGUCAACACACACUUACAUCUGCCUCACGUUACACACUUUGCUGUAUUUGCAACCAUGACUGGCCUAGGGCUGUUGCAAUACCAGAUUUUAAACUUCAGUACAAUAGUAGCAAAAAAAACAAAACAUACUAAUACCUGCAUCUGUCCCAUAGUGACGAAAACAUGCCUUUGGUCCCCACUAUUAUAUAAUUCUAUGUUUUGAAUUGCCACAAAAUUACAGACAAACUCCUGCAUACUGCACAAAGACAUCUGCAACGUUUUGAUACACAAAGUAAUGUUAUGCACACAGAGGUCAUGAUUUGUCUUUGUUGACAAACCAGCUCCCAUAAACUAUAUUUUAAUUAUUUAUUUGUGUAAGCAAAUUUGUGUAAACAAAUACCUGCAUAAAAGUAGACAGGCUGCUUCAUGCAUCUGUUGCAUACAAUACAUUUUACAUUCAUUCUGGAAACCACCCAUGCAAAGCAUUCGGGAAGGGCAGGACUUUUGAAAAACAUUCUCAGAGGAUGAUUGGACGAAAUUCUGUCUGUCACAUUCAUCAUGGGCCAGUCAGAGCGACAAGAGAAAAUGAGGUGGUAGACAUGCUCAGCUCCAGUAGUAAGGUGAGCUCUGCAAGCAGGGCGUUGUCACAGGUUACAGAUGGCGAAGCUUGUUGUUGGUUUAAACUCAGGCCUGUCGGGAGAUGUGCAAAAACUUCUUCUCUGCCAAGAAUAGUCUCUGAAGCAGUUCGGGAGGGGAGUGAAAGUAUCUUUAUUGUCAUGAAAAGCUUUCAGUGAUGUUCUUUUCUGCCAUUAUACUAUAGCUACAUCUGAGCUAAAACUGCAACAUUUAGCACCAUUACCAUCGGCCUCCAGUACAUCUAAACCCCAGCUGUAGCUACCACCUCAUUCUCCUUCAAAUGACGCUGAUUGGCCAGAUCUGUUUUCAGGCCUGGCACAAUCUUUUCAGACUGGAGCUGGAUGGAUUUGCCUGAUGACAGACAUGGAAUCUGGCCAACCCAUCUGCUUUGCAAGGUUAGCAUAAAAGUGAAGCUAACAGUCUAUUAUAGUCCAAACAUUUAAACUGGAGCCAUGUAAACCCCGUUCAAAAAACAUGCAUGUUAAUUUUUUUUUUCUCCUCUAAAGGACAGACCUGACAAAGCUUGAAUUUGUACUUGGGUCAUCAUCAUCAAUGCAUUAUUAAACAAGGUCCAUAAUUGAGGUUAAGCCACUGAAACAUCUCCUUGCAGCCACUGAUGCCAAAUAAGUUCACUAAUGCUCCUUAAUGUCAGUUUCAGUUUUAGAAUCCUAGACUACAAUCCAGAAAUCAUCUGCACUUUGUGUUAUCAAACAUUUACUUUUUUACUGUUCCCUUAAUUUCCUUUUCAAUCCAUAACAAGUUCUUUUUUCUGUUGUUAACGUCAUGCUCUAAUUUCGAUCUGGACUUCCUUGUUUUCUUUCAGAAUAAAAGAGGUCUGUAUCCAAACAGGAAGUCAAUGGCCCUUUAUUCAAAACAGUAUGAAAAUCCAAAAGCAAACAAGAACAGCUGGAGGCAAAUUUAAAAAUGCAAACAAAGAGUAGAUUAGUCAGAAUUAACAACAGAAAUCGAAGUUUUAAUUGUUAAACGACUUACAGCCCUUCUUUUGUCUAUACAAAGCUGCAUCCUGGUGUUUCUUGGGCAACCUUUAUUACCUUUAUGUGUGACAAAACAAAGUUCAAAUUAGUUUUUUUUUUCAGGCUCAUAGCACUGAAGUGAAUACAAGUGGUACCUUACAUACAGUCUACUUGGACCCAUUAGAAGAAAAGAGCUUUUAGGGGGAAACCCCACGGAAAAGGAAGGUUUUCCUUUAAAGUUCUUCAUCACUAACUGCUGGGUUCAAAGAAAAAUGCACCUCCAUUCCCAAAUACAGUGUAAGGUAUCUAUCAGAUGAUGACAGACGAUGAUUGUUGAUGGGCUUUGAGAUGGUACUGAAAGGUAAGAUACCAGAGACUUUCCCAACACACACCCUAUGUUUUUGUGCAAUGUAAACAGAAAGCAGGAGGUUUUUUUUAAUUCGUCCUCCUCCCAUGCACCUGUGUUAUGAAAUUGAUGUAAUUUUAAACGUUUUGGUAUUUUCCCUACUAAAGAUCGUUCAAAUAACAGAUAUUGUAUCAUUUUAAAACUCAAAGUAAAAGAGUAUUAAAGAGUCUGGCAACCUUAGACUAUGCAUUGUUGUUUGAAACACUUUUGAGCUUGACACUUACUGUUAUGCGUCAUGGUUAUUCUUAUUCUGACAAAUUGUAUGCAAAUGUGUUGAAAGCAUUGUGUUCAAAGCAGAAAGAAGAAUAAAUCUGGGCAGACAAACUGAAGUAAAUUUGGGCUAGAUGUCAAGCAGGAUUAUUAAACUUCAUUAUGCUGUUGUACACUGAGUUUACUGUGUUGAAUGUUCGUCACUGUUUUUGACCUGUGAUGACCGAGUCCAUUUAUAGAGAGUCUGCAUAAUGAGGUUAUGUUUUAAUGAGCUGGGUGGCUAAAAGCUUUCUUUUUCCUAUCUCAUCAGAUGGCUGCUUUGGCACUGAGAUAAAGUGUUUGAAACGCAGUAUAAAGAAAUUCUUUGGGCCUUUGGAAAUGCUGGUACAAAGUUUUCAUUCCUCGGCAUGGGUUAAUAAACUUUAUCAAUUAAA